Messenger RNA from Lactuca virosa, 850 nucleotides. NCBI's taxonomy places the organism in Eukaryota, Viridiplantae, Streptophyta, Magnoliopsida, Asterales, Asteraceae. The record is from the annotation of a GenBank genome assembly.
AUGUGGGACCCAUCAAGAGAGUGGACAAAGUUAGGAGGAAAGGCUGUUAUAACAGUGAAAAACAAUCCAGUACAAUGGACAACUCCUCUUGGACUUCCUGUUGUUCAACCAUACCGCAAGUUAGGAAGGCAUCUUAUUAAGACAUCUCUUCAAGUUUUGACAUUACAACGAGAAACCGAUAAGGUGAUGGUGAAAAGACAAAGAACAACCUUUCCUCCUAACUUUGUCCACUCUCUUGAUGGGUCCCACAUGAUGAUGACAGCCAUUGCUUGUAAAGAGGCUUGCUUAAGUUUUCAGGAGGCUUAUGAAAGUGCUAUGGUGGCUAAGUUUGGUGAUGAUACUAGUUGCCAACCCCUCUUGGAUAAUGAAACAUGGUGUGAUGUUUCCGGAGGAGUCAAGAAAGGAAGAAUAUAUGGAUUCGGAUCUGUGUCUGAUCCAGCGAGCUUUUUGGAAGGAACAUCUAGUACAAUAACAUCCCAAGAGGUUGUCUAUGAAUGUAUACGAAACGAGAUGCGUGGGGAAAUGGAUGCUAAAGCUGCAGAAAUGGAAGCUAAACAUCAACAAAUGCAUGUAUGCAGCCUUGCAAAAUAUGAUGGGAAAUUGAAAAUUAGAGGAAUGAGAACCGAAGAUGAUUGGAUGGACAUGAAAUGAAGAGAGCAACUAAAAUGUUAUUUUGAAGUUAAGUUUUGUGAAAACUCAUUUCCCGAUGCUUAUUUUGAAGGUUAAACUUUUUUCUGUUUGUACAUCUUUUGCAUACUUUGGAUUUCUUGGUGUUAAAAUGUUGUCAAUCGAUGGGAGUUUGAUGUUAUGUGGACAGUUCUUAACCGUUGGUAAACUUUGAUAGUUUUGG